Messenger RNA from Triplophysa dalaica, 7403 nucleotides. It is a transcript of the gene gabra3, whose product is annotated as gamma-aminobutyric acid type A receptor subunit alpha3. Gene Ontology annotation, cellular component: postsynapse; neuron projection; dendrite membrane. The transcript is spliced from 10 exons. Gene Ontology annotation, biological process: synaptic transmission, GABAergic; regulation of postsynaptic membrane potential; monoatomic ion transmembrane transport. The record is from RefSeq and is a predicted model, not a curated record. The coding region runs from base 186 to 1610 and encodes 474 amino acids. Lineage: Eukaryota; Metazoa; Chordata; Actinopteri; Cypriniformes; Nemacheilidae. Gene Ontology annotation, molecular function: transmitter-gated monoatomic ion channel activity involved in regulation of postsynaptic membrane potential; GABA-gated chloride ion channel activity; GABA-A receptor activity.
UCCCUUCAUUUCAGCAUCUGAGGCAAAUACUUUAAAAUUCACUCAGUGGACGUGAAAGAAUAACCUGGACAAUAAGUGGAAACACAAAGGGGAAGAGCAACAGCCAGAGCUCCGAAAGUGUCUGAAGUCCAUCGGGAAAAAGACAAGGAUUUCUCUCUGGUGAGGCUUUCUGGGCUCAGAGUGAUAUGGCUGGCGCUCUCCGCAAGCUCUCCGCAUACAUCCCUUGUGUGUGGAUCGUCCUCAUGCUUUUCGACCCCAGCUUGCAAACUGGGGCCGUAACAGGACAUAGAGAACCCAUUCCAGAUGACAGCAAAGACAACAUCACCAUCUUCACUCGAAUCUUGGACCGCCUACUGGACGGUUACGACAACAGAUUGCGCCCUGGACUUGGAGAGAGUGUGACUGAAGUGAGAACAAACAUCUACGUGACAAGCUUCGGACCAGUAUCUGACACCGAUAUGGAGUACACGAUUGAUGUGUUCUUCCGCCAGAGCUGGAGGGACGAGAGGCUGAAGUUCGAUGGGCCUAUGCAGGUCCUUCCACUUAACAACCUUCUAGCCAGCAAGAUUUGGACUCCUGACACCUUCUUUCACAAUGGGAAGAAGUCAGUCGCCCACAAUAUGACCACACCCAAUAAACUUCUGCGACUGGUGGACAAUGGAACGCUUCUCUACACAAUGAGAUUAACAAUCCAUGCUGAGUGCCCUAUGCACCUGGAGGAUUUUCCCAUGGACGCCCAUGCCUGCCCACUAAAGUUUGGGAGCUAUGCCUACACUAACAAUGAGGUUGUCUACAUUUGGACGGCGGAUGAUGAGAAAUCUGUUUCUGUUGCUCCUGAUGGUUCUAGACUUAACCAGUAUGACCUGUUGGGCCAUGUCAUUGGCAAAGAGACCAUCAGCUCCAGUACAGGAGAAUAUGUGGUGAUGACAACGUAUUUCCAUCUGAAAAGGAAAAUUGGCUAUUUUGUGAUCCAGACGUAUCUCCCCUGCAUAAUGACCGUCAUCCUCUCUCAGGUGUCCUUCUGGCUGAACCGCGAGUCCGUGCCAGCGCGCACCGUCUUCGGUGUUACAACAGUCCUGACAAUGACAACGUUGAGUAUAAGUGCCAGGAACUCACUUCCGAAGGUUGCCUACGCCACAGCCAUGGACUGGUUUAUGGCCGUAUGUUACGCCUUUGUCUUCUCCGCCCUCAUUGAGUUUGCGACGGUCAACUACUUCACCAAGCGCAGCUGGGCCUGGGAUGGUCAGAAAGAGGCCCAGGAGCAGAGGAGACGAGAGUCUUCUUCCUUCUCCAAAAAGACCAACAACACUUUCAACAUCGUGGGAACCACCUACAGCAUGGGCGUGGCCAAAGACCCAGGACUGACCACCGUCGCCAAGAGCGCCACCACCACGUCCACCCCGUCCCAGCCGGUCCGAGAGAUCCGGUUGCCCAAAAUGGAUGGCGAGUACGUGCCGGAGGGAGUGAGUAAGUCGUACAAUCGCGUCAGCAAAGUGGACAAGAUCUCUCGUAUUAUCUUUCCCGUCCUCUUCUUCAUCUUCAACCUGGGGUACUGGGCCACAUAUGUCAACAGAAAGCCGACCAUCAUCCGAUCCAGCCCUCAAAAAUGAACCAAAUCGCAAAAAAGCUGCCACUCCAGUCUUAGCUGGCGACGUGAGGCUACUGCUUUCAAAACACACGUUUAAUUUAAUUUUUUUAAAUUCAUUGGUUUGUAGAUACCAGUCCUGGUUUACUGGUUUGUUGUUUUUGUUUUUCCAGUGUCAUUUCCUUUGUUGCAUGAGUUCAAGUAUGAUUCAUUUUUUUGACCGGUCUUGUAUGGAUGAUCAUUACAUACCCGCUUUAUCACACUGUGUAUCACCGGAGGAAAACUCCCGUCACCAUUGGCUGUCUGUCGCCCCGGCGAGCACCUUCAGCCUCUAAGCAGCCAGUAGCGAUGUCUGUAAGCAUCAUUAAUAACCGUCCUUUCCCAGCACACCGCAGACGCAAAGCAAAAUCAUCUAGAAUCAUGUUUUUUCGGGCUUUCUCCGUGCAUUUACCUGUCCAGUGACUCUUAUUGUUUAAACAGCCUGAGCAGGCUGCGAGAUAAAGAAACUGUGCCUUUUUUAAUCACUCGCCCGCAGAGAUGAAUAGUUUGGCACAUGCUGACAUUGUCUUCGAGCGUACGCCUACCUAAUGAAAAACGUCAGCGUUGAAUGAACUCUCACAGGUAGGUAUUAAACUCGGUGUUCUGCUGCGUGCGAGUUGAUUUAAUGCUGACGGCUAACUGUGAGGCGCUGGGCCGGUCGACGUUGUUUUGAUCAUGGCCGACGGGACGGAGAAACUGUUCGGUUUCAAUUAUUUCACCGUAGGAGGCUGUAAAGUAUUUCAGUUGUGAGGAAUUUCAAGGCCUGACUUUAGACCCGGGUCCAGUGCCACACCAGGAGGUACAUGCUUCGAAUUCCAUUACCUCAUGCUAAGGUGAUGCUGGCUAUGAUAUUUAUACCAAUUUCUUAAUUUCUUUAUCGAACAAUCCAGUAUUCUUUUUUUGGGAAUGCACUAUUUUUAUUGCUGUUAAUAUUUUAAUUGUAUAAACUCAUUACUUUUGCAACGGCAAGCCACCAUCGUUGUUUCCGGUGUAUGAUAUGUCGACGUUUUGCGAGUAGUUUUCUUAGUGUUUUUUUAAUAUGUUAAUCUGAGAACAUACACACAGAGUGGAUGUGUGUACAUAUUUAUGAGUUACCAGUGGUCCUCUAUCAAUGGAUUUAUUUAUGAAUAUUUUUUAUUUAUUCGUGUAUUUAUUUGUUUCACACAGUGUGAUCGACUUUCUUAUGGAACUUGAGUUUGGACAAAAAUAUCCUUUGCAUUCACUUAGAAAGUGCCAGGUUUACAUGUGAAUUUAAAAUCAAGACAUUUUUUUGUAGAUAAACAAAAAAAGUCGCGUAAAGUAUGUACUUUUGUGACAGCAAGCUAUAUUAAGCAAAAAAGCAUUAACUUUGACAUUUCGUUCAUUUCAUGAACCAUUGACGUAGCUGUUGAUCGAUAGCUUUAGACACACUACGUAGAAUCUCACUCGUCAUUUUUAAUAUGAAUAUUUAUGAGCAGAAGAAAGAAUAUGACCUGUGUUUAUUUUAAUAUCCUACACUCUAAAAAAAUGUUGAGUUGUUUUAAAAUAUGGGCUAACUCAAACCUUUGAUGUCCAUUUUUGACCCAACCGUGGGUUGAAACAACCAAACUUUUUAUUUGAGUGCAGAUAAGACAUGAGGAGGUUGUUUCCAUAACAAAAUACAUGGGAUGUAUAAAGAAUAAAUUAAUGCAUGACAAUCUCUUCAUUAGCUACAUCACCUCCACAACGCUAAUGUGUUAUCUUUCUGAAUUACGGUUCAUGUUUUUGUAUCUUGUAGUGGCCCUUAAAAUAGCCGUGUAUCCGGAGUGCGUAUGUGUAGGCUCCUCUUCAUCCUAUAUGAGCUACAGUAGGGCUAGAUCCAAUGGUGGUUCAGUAUUGAUUGUCUACGCAAUUAGUGCUAAACAUAAAAUAAAGCCACAUCUAAGAUGUAUAUUUAUAUAGGAGUUAAGGCAUUUAAGCUAACUGCAUAUAAAAUGGCAUACAUGAUCUAUGUUUUUUACCGUAAAAGAUAUAACCUUUAUAGCGUCAGUACAAAUGUACAAAAACAAUAUUGGGUAGAGCUAUGUAGUGGCAUGAUAGUCGAAUCAAAUAUUAGAAGUAGUAAUAUUUUAGAAAUCGUCAGCCCACUUGAAAUCCAAAACUUGGGAAACAUUGUCGUGUCGAUUACCGUAAUCGUUCUGUAAACGUCAACAUAUUCGUCAGAUAUGUAGGAUUUCUCACACACAGAUAAGUGAAAUAUUACGUGUUCGAGAGGGUGACAGAAAAAUGUACAGUACAUUUUAGUGAUGUUAACGUUUAUAAGCGACGUUAGCUGUCAUUUGAGUGAAGCUUAAUGGAGUAAAAAAUGCUAAUUGGUCAUUUUAUCACUGCCGGAUGCUAAUUGAAAAACUGCUGAAACUUUUACUGAUCUAUUCCAUGUCUUGCUUUAAAACGUGCAUCUUACUGCCCCCUUGUUCCAGAACUGACCCGGAUCAUUCUGGAUCAUGUUUAUCGCAUCGGCUAAUAAGACUACUCUGCCAGAUGUACCACCUUGUGUGCACUUUUCAAAAGUUUACUGUGAAGAGGCAGAUGUUCAAUCUGCCAGGCUCCCUGUACAUACUGUAUCAAAAAAAAAAUCUUCAGCAAUUUUACUGCAUGUCCCAAAGCGUCAGAGUCGAGAUGUCUGACUCAACCUUGCGGUUUCAUAGACAAGUGAUUCCUUGUAGAUGUUAUCUUAUAAAAGUUGGCGGUCCUUCCACAGUGUCUGGCUUUGAUAAGCGAAUUAUUCUUUGUGAGAAGACUCCUUCUUGACAAGCUAUAAUAAACUGGAGAAACCCAGAGGACGUCGUUUGUACUUCUGUUAAUGUAAAAGACGGUACGAGAUGAACGUUAUCAACCGAGGACGGUGGGUUUGUUUUGACGACAUCAAUUUCGUGCCUCUUGGUGGUUCGUCACGUCAUGUGAACACUCAUAGCACUCUGGCGCAUGCUAGCUAUUUCGUUUCGUCGUGUUACACUGUGAUUUAAUACCAAAAGGCUGAUAGGACAAGUGACCUAGAACGUGUCUAGGAAACGACUCAAGUCUCUCUAAAUCUUGUUAUUGCGACACUUCUCCGCUCGUGACUCGAGUCAAAUUGAACAGUGGAAAUUGCUCUGACACGCUGGUUGAUUCGAUGUCCUUGAUAUAAAUGCGGUUUUGAGAUGAGACGCACAGUUGCUGAGAUUUACGCCGUGAAUACAGUAUGCCUUCGCAAUCAAAGCCGCGCCGCUGCUGUCGGAGAAGUCAGAAGGAAUCUCAAGAAAAAUGCUGUGCCGGAGCGAAAGUGAAUUGAUGAAGCCUCCUGCCUCAAAACAAACUGCUAUGUUUACUUGACUUGCUGCCUGGGCCAUACAUCAUGAUUAUUGCCAAAUUAUCAGCUGUGCCAAAUGACCUUUAGAGAUAUUGAAGGAGGGAUGAUUUGCCCAUGGAUAUGGCAUGACAUGUGUGGGUGUAUACUGUAUACACACACACACCAACACACACUUGCGUCGUUUACUCCGCGAUUUAGUUUCUUGCAUUAAAAUGUCAAGAGGGCAUUUGUGAUUGGACAAUUUGAGAAACGCUAAUGACUAAUGACACAGAUCGCAUUUGCAUAGCGUGUGAUUUGCCAGCACAUUGGGGGCGGACCGCAAUGAUUGAGACAUUCCCCAACGGUGAAACAUCUGAUACGUUUGACUGUAUUACCGAUUCAGGUCCUCAGAUCGGCAGCCAAGCUCGAUGCUAUUGAGUCAAACACAUCUAAUUGAAUUGAUCCAAAUGCCCCCUUUUGUUUUAUCUUCUUUCUUUUUGCCCGGCGGACACCGCAGGAGUUUGGUCGAUCUGUGUUUUAGAUCCUUAAUAUGCAUUUUUGAAACCGACCCCAGUGUAACUUUUUAGUUGAUGCUGCAGAAAUGAGGUUGCUUUUUGCUAGAUUGUGCUUUUUGUAAUUUAAUCUAUGUUCUGUUAAUUAUUAAGAGACUUGGAGCUACACAGGACACUAGCGUAAAAUCGUAUUUCUCUGUGGUCAGUUUUCAGGUCAGGUAUUGUCAUGGCUGAGCAACAGUUGGAGGAACUAAAUUGAAUAAUAAGGUAUGUGUAGUGCCCUUCGGAGAUCAGCAACGAUGCCAGAAUGCAUCGGUGCAUAAUUGAGUUGGCCAAAGAUUUGCGUCUGCGUUCUUGUACAGACUGUUUCUAAGUAGGUUCCUCUUACUGUGAAGAUAGUUGCUGUUUCUAUAGACAGUUUAAAAAGCAGGAAUAUAUAUAAACAUUAUUGCGCAUGCACGUGUUCGUGGACUGCCCUUAACUUUUGGUACACAUUUGCAAAUUAUACAGUGCCUGUAACAUAUUUCUGAAAACAAUUAAAAGAAACCGAGAAAAAACGUUACUUGGCUAAACUUGCCUUUCCAAUAUUUUGAAUUUAGACCGCGAUACCAAGCUCAACCACUAUCAUAAAGUUUCUUUAAAUGCGAUGAACUACAAGCCGCAUUCAACAAAUUGUUUUUUAAAAGCGGGGUGUCUGAUUUCUCUGAGCCAACAAACACACCCCUACCCACAUCUUUAGCGUUCGUCAGCGCUCGGAUCCACUAAUAUCCUCUCCUGUGCACCUUACUGCUGAUUGUUGUUUUGGUACUGUGCCCGACUUUGUCUAAACAAGUAUAAAUCGUAUAUUGGACACCCCACCUUUAAUAAAAUGAACAUAAAACAAAAUUCAACAAAUCGUGUUUUUGAUACAAUUGAUGUACAAUACAAUAAUAAUAUAAAUGAAUAUUAACAGAAAUAAAAAUAAAAUUGUUUUUAUAAUUAUUAGACCCUAGCCAGACCGAUAAAAAAACACAGACCAGAAGUUUAAUGCAGUCCAGGCGUGCCUCUGAUGAAACGGUCUACAAGCUUCUUGCUUACCUGUUUUUAAAGCUGCACUCUGUAACUUUCCUCUCUAUCGUCCAAACUGUUUGAAACAAAAAACUAAUUUAUGCACUUACCUUUACAUGAUUUGAAGUCAAAUUGCAUCUGACGUUUCCUGUGAAACAUUGCAAAUAAAACCUUAUUUUGUCUUAGUUUAUUUUUAACCACCCAAAAAGUUACAGAUUGCAGCUUUAAGUACUGGCACAUUAAGUACCUUUGUCAGAAGGGUGCGUGUGCAUAGAACUGUAAAACAGGAAGAGUUACUGUACAAUACAAGUUACAAUAUUCCCAGAAUUUUUAGCACAUCCACAUUAUAAACAGAGAAAAAAUAUUUACAGUGAUUACAAUGUUGUGGUGUUAUUUUGUAACAUGCAUGGUGCAAUUUAAGCGAACUGUUGUCAAACACAUCUGGAAGCCAACACUCAAUGAACCCUGGGAAACGAUGUAUGAGAUUGUAAGGUAAUGUACUUGGCUUAAGUGUGCAGAUUUCUCUGAAAUAUAGCAUUUUGCUCUGUCUUAAACAGUAUUGUAAAAAAAGUAUUGUGUUGAUGUACGGCCAGCAUUGGAGCAAAUUUUGUGAAUGCUAGAGUUUGUUCGCUCAUUUGAUUGGUGGUUUUCUCUGCCACUAAGACAGACAGUACAAGUCAAAAAUGUUGCUUCUGUUAAAUCUUGAAUUCAAGGUGUUCCUUUCUGUUGUGGAAGUUUGUUUGUUGGGCUAAUAGCAGUAUCCUUGUAUUGUUUUAUAUCUUUACGUGUCCCAGUUUGCUGUUAUUUGCGUUGAAUAAAGAUUUGGUCGUUUCAUUCCUUCGCUUUCGUGUUUUUUCUUGUUUCAGUUGUGAUUGUGCAGAGUUUGUAUGUGUGUCCGCCUGUGACCUUGGUCCUCUCCUUUACACUCUUUCCA